This is a messenger RNA of Coregonus clupeaformis (lake whitefish), 969 nucleotides long. Its product is annotated as Ras-related protein Rab-33B-like. The transcript is spliced from 2 exons. Lineage: Eukaryota; Metazoa; Chordata; Actinopteri; Salmoniformes; Salmonidae. The coding region runs from base 51 to 758 and encodes 235 amino acids. Gene Ontology annotation, molecular function: GTP binding; GTPase activity. The record is from RefSeq and is a predicted model, not a curated record. Gene Ontology annotation, cellular component: endosome; Golgi apparatus. Gene Ontology annotation, biological process: Rab protein signal transduction.
UUGCGGUCACACUCUCGCGCGAUGUUCCUUCAGAUUGAAGAAAAUGAGCGAUGGCAAUUGAAUACAAAACUGAAAAAGAUUUCGAUAUCGUUUUCAACGGAGAAGGUUUGUUAGAAUCAUCAACUCAUCAUGAAUACGAGGGGCUACAAACGAACAUUUUCAAGAUUAUUGUGAUAGGAGACUCCAACGUCGGAAAAACAUGUUUGACAUAUAGGUUUUGCGGCGGCAGAUUUCUCAAAAACCCAGAAGCAACAAUCGGGGUUGAUUUCAGGGAGAAAACACUAGAACUCGAUGGAGAAAGUAUCAAGUUGCAGAUCUGGGACACAGCGGGGCAGGAGCGUUUCCGUAAGAGCAUGGUGGAGCACUACUACCGCAAUGUUCAUGCCGUCAUCUUCAUCUACGACGUGACCAGCCUCGCCUCCUUUGAGAGCCUGCCAGAGUGGAUCGAGGAGUGUGGACGUCACUCUGUCUGCCCAAUGGUACCUUGCAUCUUGGUGGGCAACAAGUGUGACCUGAGGGGCAGGCUGGAGGUGCCGACAGCGUUAGCCCAGCGCUUGGCUGAUGGUUACAACUUCCCCCUAUUUGAGACAUCGGCGAAGGACCCUGCCGAGAAGGAGCAUGUCGAUGCGAUUUUCCUGACGUUGGCUUACAGGUUGAAGAGCCAUAAGCCUCUGAGACUGAAGCAGCCCAGUGAGAUUAGCAGUGUGAGACAGCUGGGGGGGCAGAGGGAACAGGAGGGGAUGCCUUGUCUGUGCUGAGGGGCUAUCCUCGCUAAUGUUCUUCACUCCUGCUUCUAGAGGGAGACAGUAAAUACAGUGCAUUCGGAAAGUAUUCAGACCCCUUGACUUUUUCCACAUUUUGUAUUAUAGAAUUAGGCUGUAGCCUUAUUCUGUCAAUAAAAUAUUUUUUUCCCCUUAUCAAUCUAAAGACAAUACCCCAUAAUGACAAAGCAAAAAGGUUUUUAGAAAU